AUGACCAAUAUGACUGCGGUGGCUCCUGAAGAGCUGUCCAAACUCGUUGCAGAAAAGUCAUGUUCACAAGUUGAGCAUUAUGGCGGCAUUCCUGGCCUGCUAGAUAUGCUGCGCUCAAACGCCGACCACGGGCUGAUGUUCAGCGAUCAAGAUUCUAGUGAAAGGGUUCUAUUUUUUGGCGAAAAUAAACUCCCUACUCCGCCGUCAAAGCUUUUGUUUAGAUUCAUUUGGGACGCAAUGCACGAUAAAACCCUCAUCAUGCUAAUGAUCGCCUCGUUCAUUUCACUAAUCAUUGGCUUUUAUCGGAUGCUUUUUGUUCCAGAUGCUACAUCCCACGAAUGGUUGGAAGGCGCUGCCAUUUUAGCUGCCGUUUUUAGCGUGGUGAUAAUUUCUUCCCUCAACGAUUGGGUCAAGGAUCGGAAAUUUCGUUCCCUGCAUCAAAAGAAUACCGAUCGCCAAAUACACGUCUUGCGCAACUCCAAAGAAAAAAUGGUCUCAGUUUUCACCCUACUUGUUGGAGAUAUUGUGCUUCUAGAAGCUGGCGAGGUUAUUCCAGCAGAUGGAAUACUUGUUGACGGCCAUUCUUUAGUAAUUGACGAAUCUUCUUUAACUGGCGAAUCAAAGCCUAUCAGGAAGGGCAAUGAUGACGACUACUUCUUAUUGUCUGGAACGACCGUUUGCGAAGGCAUAGGAAAGAUGCUGAUUCUGGCUGUGGGACGCCAUUCACUCCAUGGUCAAAUUAUGACAUCCAUGAUGGAUGACGGUAGCGGUCAGCAGGGUGCUCCAUCAAUCACCCCUUUACAAAAGCAGCUUUUCAACUUGGCAGAGAAAAUAGCAUAUUUUGGAAUAGCCUCUGCGCUGCUUUUAUUUGGCUCUCUUUUGAUAAAGUUGCUGAUUUCCGAGCGAAAUUUGCUUACAAACCCUUCUGAUCUCAUUCUAGCCAUCACGAACAUAUUUAUUCAAGCGGUUACGAUUUUGGUGGUUGCUGUGCCGGAGGGGCUUCCAAUGGCGGUAACCCUAACCCUUGCUUUUGCCUCAACAAAAAUGACGGCCGAAAAUAAUCUCGUCCGUGUUUUGUCAGCCUGUGAAACAAUGGGCUCUGCUACUUGCAUUUGUACAGAUAAAACUGGGACCCUGACUACCAAUCAAAUGUCGGUGGUUGGUGGAUCCCUUUUUGGCGUCGCUUUUGGCGUCAUUUCAGAAGACAAGGGCUCUUUGGAGGAAGAUUUCUACGGGCAAUUUGAGGAGGACAUCAGCGAGGAUGCGUCGACAUCGAAUUGCCAUUCCGGCUAUGAGGAUGAUGAUCUGCUGCGCCCAUUGCUUCCUUUGUUCGAAGAAAAUGCCAGAGAAAAGGAAUUGUUUGUUGAUUCGAUCAUCCUAAACUCUACAGCCAUAAUUCCAUCCCUUGGCGACCAAAACAAGGAUUCUGUUAUCGGCUCAAAAACUGAAGUCGCGCUUUUGCAAAUGCUCCAAAAGCUCGGAAUCGAAGAUCCGUGCAUGCAGCGUGUAAAUUCAAUCCAGUCUGGAAAAGUUAUUGCUGAUAUGGUUCCCUUUAGUUCUGAGCGAAAGAUGAUGAAAGUUUCGAUUGACCAAUCUAAAGCUGGGAGACCCCCCUUAAUAUUGAUCAAGGGCGCCCCUGAACUUAUUCUGGCAAGUUGCUCUAUGCAGCUAUCGAUCAACUCAACUACCCAUGCAACGGUUGAAAAAGUUCCUAUUGACGAUGCUGCAAUUAAAGCUACACAGUGGCGUCUUUCACGCAUGGGAUUGAGGACAAUAGCCUUUGCUUAUUAUUCUCCCGAUGAUGGUGUAGGUAAAUCUGCCGGUGGUAUGGAUUACUUUACCGGCGAUGACUCAUCGGAGAUGAGUCGAGUAUACAUUGGAAUGGUUGGUAUCGAAGAUCCUUUGAGAGAAGAUGUCCCUAAAGCGGUAUUAUCUUGCCAGAGAGCGGGUAUCUCCAUCCGAAUGGUUACUGGAGAUUCUCUAGAAACGGCCUCUUCAAUUGCUAAAAGAGCUGGAAUAUUGAUGAGAGGCGGGCUUGCCAUUGAAGGCCCAAGAUUCCGGUCUCUUGAUGAAGCCACGUUAAACAAGAUCGUGCCUCGUCUUCAGGUCUUGUCUCGAUCUUCUCCCCUAGACAAGCAAAUUCUUGUAAAUAAGCUGAAGGCUUUAGGCGAUAUAGUCACGGUAACGGGAGAUGGCACAAACGACGGACCUGCAUUAAGAUCAGCCCACGUGGGGUUUUCAAUGGGCAUCACUGGUACUGAAGUUGCAAAGCAAGCUUCCUCGAUCAUUUUAAUGGAUGACAAGUUUUCCUCAAUCGUCAAGGCCAUCAGCUGGGGCCGAUGUGUUGGAGAUUCUGUAAGAAAAUUUUUGCUAUUUCAAUUGACCGUAAAUAUCUCUGCCGUUGUGGUGGCAUUUAUUUCAGCUUUGCUGAAUUCAGAUGGUCGGGGUGCAUUUAAUGCACUACAGCUUCUUUGGGUCAAUUUGUUGAUGGACACCCUUGGCGCUCUUGCCUUGGCAACAGAUGGGCCCACUCCAGAGCUUCUCGAUAGAAAGCCAGAGGGGUUGAAUAGACAGCUUGUUACCAAGGGGAUGUGGAUACGAAUUCUUGGGAUGGCUCUUUUCCAGAUAGUCGUACUUUUACUCAUGAUUAGCUUCCUUUCUGACACACACAAGACAUUUGUCUUCAAUACUUUUGUGAUGAUGCAAUUAUGGAAUGAAAUCUUAUGCCGCACCCUACCUCCGCUUCCAGGCUCAGCGGCAAGCAUUGCGCACAAGUUUUUUUUCAACCCGUUCAAAAACAUGCUCGACAACCAUAUUUCUCUUUCUGUGCUUUUUUUUUCGAUUCUUGGGCAAUUCUUGAUCGUUGAAUAUGGCGGCACCGUUUUUGGAACCGUCCCUUUAUCAAAGCUCGAAUGGGCUGCAUCAAUUCUGAUUGGGGCAACCUGCCUUCCUUUGUUUUUCAUCUUAAACUACAUCUCAUCCAUCUCUGCUAAGGAGGAAGAAGAAAAUGCUUCACGUAGGCAAUUCCGGUCCACAAUGGCAUCAAGGGAAAGGCUUCAGUGGCAUGCCGCUGUCACAGACAUACAAAAUGGGCUUUCCGUGUUCUCUGCGUUACGGAGGGCACGUCCAGUUGUGUCUGAUUAA
Mitosporidium daphniae is the source of this 3144-nucleotide messenger RNA. RefSeq names its product PMCA-type calcium-translocating P-type ATPase. Gene Ontology annotation, biological process: intracellular calcium ion homeostasis. Gene Ontology annotation, molecular function: ATP hydrolysis activity; P-type calcium transporter activity; ATP binding. The coding region runs from base 1 to 3144 and encodes 1047 amino acids. The transcript has a single exon. The record is from RefSeq and is a predicted model, not a curated record. Gene Ontology annotation, cellular component: membrane; intracellular membrane-bounded organelle. NCBI's taxonomy places the organism in Eukaryota, Fungi, Microsporidia.